CUCCGAUUGUCUCGACAGAAAAAAUACAGAACAGAAGUUUGGCGUCGGUGAGCCCAAAAGUUGCGGUUACGAGAACGAGUUUUUUUGUGCCCCCAAAAACAAUGAGACUCAGCGCGUAAAGACUGCAAUCCAUAUAUAUUAUAAAUGAAUUGUAAAAAAACUUAUCGAGCGUUUUAGACUUCUGACUGGCCUAGUACGGAAUUCGUUCGGAAGAAGAGGCGUUAAUUAAACUUAAAGUGCAAAAACAAACUGAAACUAGUGUUUAAACGGGAAUUGGCUGGAAAAAUCGUGAAAUCCCCGCGUAAGGACAACCGACCAGCUAUUUAUCCCGAGAUGACGCGAAUUUCAGAAGUUCUGUUGCAUCGGGAUUGAAACAAAUUCGAAAUUUUUGACAAGUUGGAGUCUCCUCGCUGUAACGCGAAUUGAAGGAUGUCUGAGGGUGACAAAAUGGGCCUGUUCGGCUCCAAGGACGAAAAUAACGAGGAAAACCCUGAAGACAACAAUACUACCGCCAAAUCACAGGAAAACUCAUCUGAACGCUUUGCUCCAUACAACAUUGACAGCGACUCUGAGACUUACGACACAGAAGCUCUUAGCAUUAUGGAUAUAAACGAUAUUAUCGGGGUUCAGACUGAUACUCCUGAAGAUUCUACACUUGAGAGUGAAUUUGCUGCAUUGUCAGAAGUUAUUACUGAUUCUAAGGAUGAUUUUGUACUACAACUUGAUAAAUCUGGGGACUCCAAGGAUAAUCCAAGUUCUAGGAAUGAUCAGCAUUGUAGCAAAGACAAAAGUGAGGUUGAAGUGAGCUGUCCGAAAGGAACACAAAAUUCUACGAGUUUACAGAGUAUGAGCAAAAGUCUGCAGCUCAUAGGGGAAGCGUACAUAUCCGAGGAGUCUCAAGAAGCAGACUCUGAUAUUGCAGAAGAGAAAACUCCAAAAGAAAGUAGCGUUCCAAGUGAGAAUGUCAAAGUUUCUCUCAGUCCGAGUAAACUUUUGGAACCCGAUAUUGGAAGUAAAGAAAAAGAAUCGACCGAUAACGUCCUUGAUCCUUUGGAGGAAGUUUCUGUAGAAGGAAAAAUAAGUAUAGAAAAAAAAGAACUCAAAACAGAAAUAGCAAGACCCAAGAAUUCUGAAACACCUUCUGAACCAUCAUCAAGCACAGAAAUAAUAAAAUCUAUUGAUUCGAUAGACGCAGCUGUUAUAAAAGAACCAAAAACGACAACUAAAGAUAGUGACACUGAAAAAAUGGACAUUGAUUCAAUAAUACCAAGCGAGGAGCCCAAGACACCAAUUAAAGAGGCUGAAAGUCACACAGAACCAGAAGAUGGGAAUGAUCAAGUCAAAAACGUUCUUCCGGAAGAGGAUUGUCUUCCCAAAAUGAAUGCUGCUGAAGGAAGUAGAGAUUUGGAGGAACCAAUGGAAGUUGAUGAACCUACUGAAAUUCUUACGAUUUCUUCCAGUGAUCCUGGUCCUGAAAAAAUUGCAAAAAUUAUUUCGGAAGCUGGGCAUUCCAGUGAAAAGAUAGAAUCGACAGCGCCUCAAGAAACCAGUGAUAUUCGUGCGGAGGUGAACGAAAAACUAAGCGAAGACAUUGUGGACGUUAAAUUCUCCUUAGGUCUUGAAACUAUCAGAGAGGAGUCGAAUGUAGAGGAGGAAAAAUUGCUUGAUUCUGUAGAAGUUGAAUCCGAGCCACAAAAAGAUAAAAGUGGUAAAUUUGAAGUUGGAGAAUCGGAAAAAAUGACGCCGGGAGAAUCAUCUGGAGAUGUUAUCAAAGAAAAAACUUUGGAAGGUAAAGACCCUGAGGUUGUUAUGGAAAAACAAAUCAGAGAAAUGGGAAGGCCUUUACAGAGCUCGACAAAUAUCGAAGAAGUCCAUUCAGUAAAAAAUUUGCUGGAAGAUUCAAAAGGAGCGACAGAGCCAAUGGAAAUCGAUCAUCCUGAACAAGAAGAAAUUGAAAAGCCCAUAGGAACGUUUACGAUCGAAAAAUCUCCGGUAAAAGUUGAACUAACUUCAAAGCAAACGGUUGAGAAUCAAUUGAACGAAGAGGCUGUUGAAAAAGCUCAGGAAACGAGAGCGGAAACUUCAGAAAUUAAUGAACCCAUGAAAAGGGACAAAACCUUAGACAAUGAGAAAGAAAAAAUUCUCAACGAUUCUCAGUCCAUUCAAAAGGAAUCGAAAUCUUCAGAAAUCGUUGAGGUCGUUCCAGUGCCAUCCGAUGUUACUACGCCAAACGAAACGUUCGAUCGCGUCACCGAAGACGAGAAAAUGGAAGUUGAUGGAACGGUGAAGAAGACCUCAAACGAAAAAAACAUAAAAGCCUUGGAAAGCGAUUGUUUGCCAGAAAUCACUAAAACUGUUUCUCUAGAGAAAGAGAUAAGCAAAAAAAUGACUGAAAAUCAAUGUGGUAUCGAUACGGUCGACGAUACGAAAAUUGCGCCACUGAAAUUAGAAGAAAUCGUAGAAAUAGCGAGCGAGAGCAAUAUUCUUGGAAUUGCUCCCGAUGAACAGCUGGCUGAAUCAAUCGAGAAGACGGGAAAUAACGAAAAUAAAAGCGACAACAUCAAUACAGAGGUCGACCGAGUUGAAGAAAGGCAAGAAAAUGAAAAUAAAGUUGAUAAAGAUGAAAAAAAUAUUACUCGGGUUGAUGAAAAUGAAGGGAACAAAAAUGAGAUUGAUAAAACCGAAGAACAGAGAAAUCAAGUCGAUCUGACGAAGGAAAACAAAAAUGAGACUACUGGAAAUGGAGACAACAGUACUCAAUCAAAAGGAAACGAAGAAAUCAAGAACCAAGUCGAUCAAAUACAGAAAAGUAGAAAUGAAAUUAUUGAAAAAAAUCCAAACAAAAAAUUGCCAGAAAAUAAUGCAAAUACCACGAACCAAAUCCAUGAAAUCGAAAGUAUCAAUCCGGCUAAUGAAUCACCAGAGGAAAUGGAGAAAAUUUUUAACGAGAUUCAAGUUCCAGAGUCCUCGGAUGUGAGUACUACAAAAGUUGAGGCAGAAGUGAUCGUACAAGAAACAAGUGAUAUACCGAAAGAAAAUUCUGAGAUUGAAAAAAUUGAGUCGAAAGAAAAUGAGGACACUUCAAAUUAUGUAGAAAAUAUGGAGACUUCUAGCAAGACUGAAAAAAUUGAUGAUACUGAAAGGAUAGAAGGGAAAGAGAUUUCAGAAUCAACCCAAAGCGUCAAAUGUCCUGAUCAAGGAAAAAAGGAAACUGAAGAUCCAAAAUUAGUUGAGGUUUCAGGAUUGAAUAUUGUAAUGAAUACUGAAUCUUUAAUCGAAGAGAAAAAAGAGAGUUCAAGUUGUCUCGAACCCACCGAAAUGAUUUUCGAAAAGACUGAGAAUGAAGAUGAAUUGAAAGAUUCAAUUUGCCCACGAAAGCCUGAGGUCGAAAUUGGCAUGGAAACUUCAACCGAAGAGGAGAAAGCAGACGUGAUUGAUUCAGAAACUCCCGAAUCUUCUUACGAGUCCUUGAAUACGGAUGAGAAUAAAAAUGACGCAUCGCCUAAGGAGGAAGAAAAAGAAGACUCAAAUCUGAUUAACAUUGUGACCGAAGAGGAAAGUGAAAAUUCUGAAAAAUUUGACGCCACGGGCAACGAAGGAGGGGAAAAUAUUUCUGAAAGCGUAAAAACUGAAACGAAUGAGGGCGAAUCAAGUAAUUUUGAAAAUGUUGAAUCGAUCAACAAGAACGAAAACAACGAUUUAGUUGCGUCAAUAAGUGUUGAAUUCUCAAGCGAAAUCUCGAAAAAAAACGACAUAGAAAAAUCAGUCGAAGAAAAACUUACAGCUAACGAAAACGAAGAAUCAAAUAAAACAGAAAUUAAAUCUACGGUUUUGUGCCAUGAAAAAAACGCCACGGAAACGUCGAGCAUGGAAGAAGAAAAAAAACUUUCGAGACCAAAACUUCCCUCAGAGGUGUCGAGUACGAGCGAAAAUUUAGAAGAAUUUGAAGCAAAGGAAGACGAAAUAGAGAAUGAAAUGACGUUGAGCGUGAACGAUCCUGAGAUGUUCGAAACCGGAGAAAAUUUUAUGGAGGAUAAUUCUCGUACGAGACAAUCUCCAGAAAGAAUGUUUACCGAACAGGCAAUGGGGACUGUGGAAAAAAUUGAAACAAAUUUAUCGGGUGAUACUGAAAAGAAGAGCGAGGAUCUCGUACGAGUAGAAAACCGUCUGGAGCAGAGCGAAGAAAACACUGAAGCAAUUCAGGAAAAAUCGUUGGACGAAAAUUUGAAGGACAUGCUGUCUUCCUCGAGCUCAGUCUGCGUAGGACAAAUAUUCAACGACGACGAGCAAUCGCAAAGCACUCAAGAAAUGAUGGAAAGCAUACUGGAAACGAACAAAGGAAACAUAAAUAAAAUUUUGGACGAUCAAGAAGCUAGCGAUUUUGAAACAGCAGCGCUGAAUAACGUGGAAAAAUUGCCAGAAGAAUCAGAAGACAUGCUUAACAAAGCACUCGCAGAUCCUAUGGGCACUCAGAACAUCGAUUCCCUCGAAGGUCUCCUCGAUCUUGAUUUAAUGCCCGAGAACGACGAGUCCAAUCUCAAAUCCGUUGAGCCAAUCGUCCAUAAAGUUAUGCAAGAGGGCUGCGACGAUAUCGAAACUAUUGAAAAGAGCGUCGACGUUGGUUUACUCAUGGAAGAGAAUGACACGAUUGAAAAUCCGGUUCAGAACGAAAAUUACGAGUCGACGAUUAGCACCAAAACUUUGGACAACGAUUCCAAAGUGAUCGGAUCGUCCGUUGACGAUUUAAUGAGCAAAUCCAACCUUCAAGUCGAUCAGGAUUCACAGGACAAUUCUCAUCUCACGGAUAAAGAUCUCGAGGCCUUUGACCUUGCCAGUGUCGUUACUAAUCCUCUCGACAACGUCGAUCCUUCUGAAGAUACUAAAAUCAAUUUGGCUGAAGAUUUGCUGCGGCAAAUUGCUGUCGAUGGGGAGCGAAAAAUUACACUCACUGAAAAGCUCUUGUUGGACGACGAUAUUCAGGAACAAGACCUUUUGCUCUCGGCAUCGAUCGAACAACCAACGAAAAUGGAAAUGUCCGAUGGAGUAUUCCUUCCAGUGGAAGCCGGGCGCGACAUAGAAUUGGCAGAGGAUAUUUCCAUAGACAUGGCCGUACCGGAUCAAGUGUUGAACGACGUUGCAGCAGAGAUCGAGAAUUUACCAGCAAGUUCAGAAAUCUCGGAGCUCGAAUCAGCAGUAAAAUUUUUGCAAGAGUCCGAAGAACAAGAUAUCGAAUCGUCGUUGGUCCUGUCCCCAAAAUUGGUGGAAGAUGUUGUCGAUGAAAUAGUGGAAAAUGCCGACGUUGGCAUAUUCGCGAACGAGGCAGACAUUUGCGAAGAUCCAUCAGAACUCGUGGCUGAACUCGAGAGCAUAAUACCGGAUCCGAUAGCGAUAUCAGAGGCGGAAAUAAUAAACGAAGCAGCGAAGCUCGAGAUUGAGAGAAAAACGCAAUUGUCUGGAAGUGCGAAAUUGUUAUCGCCAGCUUUUCCAAAAGGAAAUGACAUUGAAGAGGAAAUAUUACAAAACAAAAUUCAAGAAACUUCGGGAAUCGCCAAAGAACAAAAGAUCCCGGAAACCUCUUCGGAAUCUCAAGAAAUCGAAAAAACAAGGGGAAUGGAAAUAAUCGAGCACGAACCGUUAAAGAAAUCGGUUCCGAUCCCUAAAACCUCCAUCCUCGAAGAGCGACUGAAAAUACCGCCAAAAAUCGAAAUUCCUGUUGGAGAAGUUACUCGAAUGUGCGAAUCACCAUCAACGCCGAAAACGAGCUUGUUAAUACAGCGUGACGCCAGAGCGAGCAAUCUGAUGAAGCAGUUGGAAUCUCCGAAGGCUACGGAAAAAAGUGAUUUGAAAAUCGUCGAUACGCCGCGCAAAGACAGUGAAAAGCACGAUUUUGAAAACGUUGGUUCACCAAGGAUUAUUCUUAAAAUUGCCAAGUCAGCAAUCGCCGAUUGUUCGGAGCCACGUUCACCAAAAAGUCCAAAAAUAAGAUCAGCCACGAAUUCCCCGAAUCCUGACGACAGUCCGGGACAAAAACUCGGAAAGAUCAAGUUGAAAUUAUCAAAAGGUGGACAUCCGUCGAUUAUUUCGAACGAAAAUGUCGAAGAACAAUGUGGACAGUGGCACACCGAAGGCUCUUCCUCGUUAUCACCUUUGGGAAUGAAAAUCAAAUUUUCCAAAAUACCCGACAGCCCCAGCCACCAAACUGAUAAACACGAAACCGAUGAAACGAGAGAACAGUCUUCAAAACACAAAUUUGAAGAAGCUAAACGAACCGAUUCGCCGUUGGGCAUGAAAAUUAAAUUGUCGAAAACCGGAGAACCAACUAUCGUUCAACAUGAAACUAAAGACCCCGGUACGAAGCAUAAAGAUAAAUUUGAUAUACAACAAGAUUCCCCGAAAAGAGCGGAAUCAUCGAUUGGUAUGAAAAUAAAAUUAUCGAAAUCCGGUGACGCUUCGAUUAUCCAGCCAGAUAAACAAGACACUUCGGAAGAACAUAAAGACGGGAGCUCCAGGGUCAAGGAUAAACUUGAGAACUCACCACACCAUGAAAAAACUGAAACACCUCGCCGCACGGAAUCUCCACUGGGUAUGAAAUUCAAACUGUUCAAAACGGGCGAUGCUUCGAUCGUCCAAACAGAAUCGCCAGAGGAAAAUCAGCAAGAAAUUCAGCGAACCGAUUCACCGGUUGGUAAAAAGUCAAAACAGCAGAAAUCUCGAACUCCCCUCAUAAGUUCCGAGCUUGAGGAAGAAUCGAAAGAAAAAUUAGAAAUAGAGGCUCCGCGACGUACGGAAUCGCCGUUGGGAAUGAAGAUAAAACUUUCGAAGCGCGGCGACCCUUCGAUAAUCCUCAACGAAGAGACGCGAGAAGCACUGAAACAAAAACCUGAAGUCGCCCAAGAAACGACUUCAGAUGGAGUUUCGAAAAUAAAAGCAGGAAAAGCAACUCUCCAAGUGGAAGCUACCGUAGAAUCGGAGUCUGUGACGGAAACGUCGAAACGAGUUGAUCCAUCGAUCGGUAUGAAAAUCAAACUAUCAAAAAGCGGUGACGCCUCGAUCGUUCAUACCGAAAAAGAGGAUAAUUCUGAAGAAACCCGAGAUAAGGAAAAAUCGGAGGUUCUUCAAGAAAACACUCUAAAAAUCGAUACUCCGAUCGGAAUGAAAAUAAAACUUUCGAAAACCGGUGAUGCUUCGAUAAUACCAUCAGCGUCUGCAAAAAAAACUGAAGACGUGAUUCCAGAAUCGGAAAAAUCGAAAAUUAUAGAAACGGCUGUAAAAACAAAAGUUCCCAAAGUUGGCGACGCUCCGAGUAUCGAUGCGGACAAAAAGGAUAAAUCAUUGAGAAGAAAAGACUCGGAAACGCCGUUAGAAAUGAAAAUAAAGCUUUCGAAAACGGGUCAUCCGACGAUAGUAGCCUGUGAAAAUUACAGCGAAUCCCCGCAGCGCAGCAGAGAAGUUAACCUGGAAAAUCCAGGUCACGUUGGUCCAAGCAAGCAAUCAUUGUCGCCUCAGGAUACUGCGGGAAUGAAAUUAUUGAAAAGCAUGCAAGGAGGAAAUUUGCACGGUGCCAGAUCCGAAUUGACGAUAGAGCCGGUGCAGCUGCAAGCGAGAAAGAGCGAACUGCCGGAUGAUUCGGUGUCGAAACGUAAAGACAUAACGAUUUCUCCGGUCGAGUCGAAGAAAGCCAAACUCGAGGCAAAAUUGUCGCACAUUUUACCGGAAGUUACGAUCCAACCGAUCGUUCCACGCGAACCACAGCAACAAAUGUUGUUCGAGACGAAAUCUGGCUCGAUAAGUCGACAGCAGAUGAACGUCAUAAGCCAAGAGAUCAGUAUAACCCAAGUGAGGCCGAGUAAGCCAAUGGAUCUUUCGAUGACCGAAAAAUUCAAGUCCAUUCUCACGCAGAACGCGCCGCCACCGGGCGCUGAUUGCGAGAUUAUCGAGCAUCGUCCUGAGUUGAUAAUUGUCAAUGAGAAUUCAAACUCCAGUCAGGAUGUCAUGAUCAUCGAGGAGGUGCCAGCGAUUCGUCCCCCGGAAGUUAAAGUUCCCAAAAAACGGGGCAGACCUCGAAGAAAUCCUUUGCCAAUAAUUCUAGCAAAACCAGCUCCAUUGCCUCCUGGUGCAGUGAUUGAGCCCAUUGGGCAAAAAGACCCCCUGGCUCUCGACGAUAUCAGUCACAUGGGCUCGCAUAUCGACCAACAAAUGUUUCCGCCUGUCGAAAGCGAGGUUCAUGGCAGACCCAAGAGAACUUGCAGGAAUCAGAAAAGCUACGCACCGCCGAGACGCGGACGCGGACGCGGAGGUCGCGGCAAAAGAAAAAUGGAAAUGAAUCGGGAGUUGGCAAAAAGGCCGCGAAUAGAGCAGGAUUUGGACAUGAUCGAAAGGUCGACAACAGCUUUGAUCACGAUACACGAUCCACCAUCCAUUCGACCACAAAAUCUAAUCGACCCAUCCUCCGAAGCUGCACGCAACACCUCUGAAUUGUACAAAGCUUUGAGACAACCAACGAUGGAUCGUAAAAUGCCAAACGCUCUUGCGCGCAACGAGGUCGAACAAGCUGUUAGUGAAUCUUGCAACAAUCCUGGCUUAAUGAAGAAAAAUCAUCUCGAAUCUCUGAUGGACGUUAGAAUAAUGUCGCAUCUCGAUGGCGUUAUCAAUACGUCAAUCAACAAAACCGCCUCAGAAGAAACUUUCGAGAAAGACCGCAAAAUGCUGCUCGUCGAUAUUUCGAGCUCUGAAAAUCAAACGGUCUCGAACUUGAUCCCCGAAGCGUUGCAAAAUUCCGGAAUCUCCACCAUCAACGACAAAAUCAUGGGAACAAUGGUCGACGAUGCAAAAAAUAACAAAAAUACCUCGGGUACAAUCGAUCAUGAAAACUGGCUCACACCUUCCGCGAAAAAACUUUGUGACACGGGACGUAACGAGGGAAAUAUAUCGAACGUUCAAGUGAUCGAUGAAGAAACUAGAAUGAGCGCUGAAUCUGGCUCGAGAUCACAAACACCGGCCAAAAAUAUGUCACUACAAGCCCCAGAAACAAUCGUAAAUGAGGAAUCGCAGGGCAGCGUUCUGAGCACCGCGACCACCGAGUCCGAGAAGGUCAAGGUUAAAAUUCGUAGAAUGGAAAUUAACUUUGAUCCUGACGAAGGACCAUUCACCGUCGAUAAAGUCGCCGAAUACGAUUGGCCUCUUGAUCCUACCAAGAAAAACGAAACUUUCAUGAUACAGGAACAAAUAUCACAUUAUCUCGGUGUCAAAUCGUUCAAGAGGAAAUAUCCUGAUUUGAAGAGACGUAUGGUCGAAAUGGAAGAGAGAAAUUUUCUCCGAGAAAAUGGUCUUGUCAGCGAAGCUAUGUGCGACAUGGGCCUCACAGCAGUCCUGAGUUCUGAAGUAUUAGAUGUAAUGUGCAGCGAUUUUCCGGAUCAGUACGAGGAGUAUCGGAAACAUAUACGUGAAAAACAAAUGAAGGAGCAUUUGAAAAAACAGAAGGAAUUAACGGCGGCAGCGAACGCUGAGAAAAAUCGUAUUGACCUUGCUGAGAUGGCGGUACAAUCGGCACUCUCGUGGAACAUAGGUUUGAACAAAGCUCGUCGUGAAUCACGAAAGUGCAGUCUCGAUUUGCAAACUUUCACGAUACACGUACCCAAAAAACAGCAAAAAGUCGAAGAAGAAAGUGGCUCGAAUCAUUAUCCGGUUGCGCUCAUACCUGGACAAUACACCGAUUAUUAUCGGGAAUAUACGCCAGCUGAACUCAGGUAUUAUCCGUUAAAUACCGUGCUCUAUGGACCCAUGAGACCAAAUGAGAGAAAAUUUGAUAGCCAAUCCGAAGGUUCGCAAAGUGACAGCGACAGUGAUUCCUCAUCAGAUGAUUCAAGCUCAACCUCGAGCGAAGGUACACAGGACACCGAAGCCUCGCAAUCGACGAUGGACGACGUAGAUGCAGAAUUAUCGCGUCAGAAAGAAGACAUAAAAUCUAUCAAGUGCAAAAUGUGUCUGAAACACCUCAACAAAUUCAGCAGACCCGAAGUACUCAUUCAGUGUGGCACAUGCAACGGUUAUGUACACCCAUCGUGUAUAGAUUUGACAUUGGACAUGGUUCCCCACAUUCAGGCCUACGCCUGGCAAUGCACUGACUGCAAAACUUGCGCCCAAUGCCACGAUCCUGCGGAUGAAGAUAAAAUGCUCUUCUGCGAUAUGUGCGAUCGAGGGUACCAUAUAUAUUGCGUCGGCUUAAGGAGGGUUCCUCAAGGCCGAUGGCACUGUCAAGAAUGCGCUGUGUGCGCGAGUUGUGGUUCUCGAGAAGCUGGAGGCACGAAUUCCGACCGAAACAGUGUUGCUCAGUGGCAACAUGAGUACAAAAAAGGCGAUAAAAAUACGCGCGUUUACGUCUCUACUCUUUGUGUUCCUUGUUCCAAGCUGUGGCGGAAGGGUCGUUAUUGCCCUCAUUGCAGUCGAUGUCAUACUGUACAGCGACUCGACCUGGAAGUGAAUCUAGUGCAUUGCAGCGCAUGCGACAAGUAUCUGCACUUAGGCUGUGUGGAGAGCAAGGAUCUGACAGUAGACCGGAAAAAUUAUCGGUGUGACUUUUGCCAGCCGUUAAGACAUCACAUGGUAAAACCUUUGGUAUCCAAAGUCUUUAGAACGUAAUGAGACGAAAUACCGAAUGAAACUUCCGUUCGUUCCACAAGUCUAAGACUAAUUAUUGUGUAAAGAAAUAUUGAAAAGCGAAUUCAAUUGUUUUUUUUUCCAACUCUUUAUAUACGGUGCGUUUGUAACGAAAAAUGUGUUAUUUUUUCCCUAUAAAACUGACUCGAAUACGACGAACGUUGCUAUUUUCUGCUACGCUUUCGGAUAGAUGGAACAAAAAAUAUCAUUAAGAGUCAUAUUUGCUAUUAUCGCCGAGAGAAAAAGGAGAAAAAAGGAAAAAAAAAUUAUAUUAAUUCAUCUUGCCGAUCUGACUAGCACGGUUGGUGCUCAUUCAGUAUUAUCAUCGUUGACCAUCGUUCUAUUUAUGAAGAAAAAAAAUGAAAGAAAAAAUAGGAGUUUCGUCAAAUUCUUCAAAUUUGUUUUCCUUUUUGUACAAAUAUGACAUUAUUUUGACAGUGAGACAAAAAUUAAUCAGACUCUACAUCAUUUGUUGAGAAUGUUUUCCAAGGUUUUCGUAGUAGCAAUUCAAUAAAGAGAAAACAAAAAGACGUCAUGAUCACGUCCCGUACAGUCACCGAACAACACGUUCUUCUUGUACUUCUCGAUUUGAUUGUCUUUAUCUUUCUCUCUCCCUCUCUCUCUAUAUAUAUAUAAUUUGUUAAGGAUUUUUAUGUACGAAUAUAUUCGUGGGUAAGGAAAAGAAUCGAUCAAUGUUGUAACAUAGAAAUAUAUAGAGAUAUGUAGAAAAGGAAGGAGAACAAGGCUUCGAAGAUUGACGAAGACGUUUCUUAAAAAUAUAUACCGUUUUUUUUUAUUUA
Molecule: messenger RNA, 11456 nt
Organism: Venturia canescens
Lineage: Eukaryota; Metazoa; Arthropoda; Insecta; Hymenoptera; Ichneumonidae
Gene: e(y)3
Product: enhancer of yellow 3
Exons: 12
Coding region: 430-10638 (3402 amino acids)
Source: RefSeq, a predicted model, not a curated record